Molecule: messenger RNA, 1092 nt
Organism: Telopea speciosissima
Lineage: Eukaryota; Viridiplantae; Streptophyta; Magnoliopsida; Proteales; Proteaceae
Product: DAG protein, chloroplastic-like
Exons: 5
Coding region: 49-789 (246 amino acids)
Biological process (GO): cytidine to uridine editing; chloroplast RNA modification
Cellular component (GO): chloroplast
Source: RefSeq, a predicted model, not a curated record
UGUUGCUCUCUGUGUUGCUCUCCGUGCAAUUGCUUCUCGCAUCGUCCAAUGGCGACACUCAAUGCAUCUCUACUUCCUAAAACUUUAAUCUCCUCUUCAUCAAUAACUUCAGAAUCAAGCAUAAGGUAUUCUGUUCCAGUAUAUGCCUCCGUUUCUCGGGUUCCUCUCGUCUCUCCCUUCCAAUCCAAUUCUCUGUCUUACUUUUCUACUCGUCCUUCUUGCAACUCUUCUACGUCUCGGGCACCCGUUCGAGCCGCUCUCGAUGGAGAUUACUCGUCGAGGAGGAGCAGGAGCAGUAGCAGCAAUGAGCCUAGAGAGACUAUUUUGCUACCCGGUUGUGAUUACAAUCACUGGCUCAUCGUAAUGGAAUUUCCCAAGGAUCCUGCGCCGACGAGAGAACAGAUGAUCGAAACUUAUCUCAAUACUCUCGCUACUGUACUGGGAAGCAUGGAAGAAGCAAAGAAGAACAUGUAUGCCUUCAGUACCACCAUCUACACUGGAUUCCAGUGCACAGUAGAUGAAGAAACUUCUGAGAAAUUCAAGGGAUUGCCUGGAGUUCUUUGGGUGUUACCUGAUUCAUACAUAGAUGUGAAGAAUAAGGACUAUGGAGGUGACAAGUAUAUUAAUGGAGAGAUAAUUCCUUGCAAAUAUCCUACUUAUCAACCAAAGCAACGUGGUGGAUCGAAAUAUGAGAGCAGAAAGUAUGAGAGACGGAGGGAUGGUCCUCCCGCUGAGCGAAGAAGACCCAGACAAGGGGCAACAACCCAGUCAGAGUCGACCUCUGGAUGAGGUUACUAAUGUUUUUCUUACAAACUGUCAUGCUUAGUUAUUAAUUGGGUGCAAAGAGAGGCCAUUGUGCACAUAGUUGAACCAGAAGUUUUACAGGAUGCUGCUGCUUAAUUUUUUGUUAUGGUUAAGCAUUUGUCCAUAUAUACAUCUUGAAAGUCCUGCAGUUUAGUGUGGUACAGAGAAACAAUAUCAUAGUAUUUGGCGAAAUUAAUGCAUGGGGAUGUUUAGUUAGACUGGUUCUGACAUGGGGGAAUUCAUGGUUCUUCUGUACCAUUUUCUGUUUUAGUCUUUCAUGAUUUUUUA